Paramecium octaurelia is the source of this 5708-nucleotide messenger RNA. The record is from the annotation of a GenBank genome assembly. NCBI's taxonomy places the organism in Eukaryota, Ciliophora, Oligohymenophorea, Peniculida, Parameciidae.
AUGUCCAUUAAAGGCAUUUAAAAACUAUAAUCUCUAUUUCAAAUUAAUAACAGCGUAGUUUAAGAAUAUCUAGGAAUCAGAUCCCUAAAUUAGACUCUAAUUGAUUAAGUAUUGCCCAAAUGAUUACAUUUCUAGUUGGUGAAUUGCGAUAGUGCUAAUGAGGUUCAGAAAAUCAAGAAAAUUGAAGGCUGCAAAGAUUGGGACAAAUUAAAACUAAAACUAUUACCCUACUUUGUGGCAUCCCAAUUGACUUAUGCCAAACCUAUUCAUAAAUACAUCUAACAAGCAUAUGAGGACUUACUAAUCAAAUACCAUAUUUUCUACGAAGGUUUAAUCGAAUUUCAAACUUGUUCCAUGUUGAAUCAAUAUCUAAUACUCAAACACAAAUUGCUAAGAGACGAUUAGAAUCUCAAGAUUGAAUUUCGCAAAUUAAUCAACACCCUCAUUUGGAAGACCAACCAAUUGCAUUUUCUAAUUCGAAUUAUUAUCGGUUACAUAGCCUAUGCAAAAAUUAGUAAGCAAAUAGGUAAUGUGGAAAGAGUCUUCGAAUAAAUAGCUAAGUUAAUCGAGAAAUCGCUUAAGAGCGGAGCUAAUUACCACCAUUUAUUAUUUAAAAUGGAUGUUUAAUUGUUCUCCUCCUAUUGGAACAAAAUUAUCAAAGUCAGUAAGAAUGAUACCAAUGCUCUCAUCUUGGAGUAAUUGUUAUAAUAGGCUUAAUUCUAUUUCAAUGACUGCAAUUUUUAGAGUGAUAUCGUUAAAGAAUUAUAAAUGUUACAGAAAGUGAAAUUUUCCAUCACUUCAAUUUCCAGAGUAAAUGAAGACACAAGGCUCAAAAACAAGGGAAAAAAACCAAUCUUAUAAAUUAAUAAUUUGAUGCCUGAAGAAUUCCAAAAGGAAUCUUCCAAAACUACCAACAGAUAUUUGGAUUUAGGUAAGAUAGUUAAAACAGAACAAACUCAAACAUCGGCGACGAGUAAAAGAAUAAUUAAGACUUCCACCUCCAAACUUCUUAAUUCUCAAUAUAAACAUAUUGAAGAAGAUCCAAUCUUCUAAAUUCAAAUUGAAAAUUAUCACAUUAAUAAGAUUGUAAGAAAAGGGUGCUUUAAAAUUCAAAAACCUGUGACCUUGUCUACCUGCACUUGUAUACUUUUGUUAAUAUCAUAGAAAGAUACAAAACCUUGCCUACCGCUUAAGAAGAACUGCCUUUGCUUACUUUCUAAGACUUUGAGCAGGAUCAUCAAGACUCAAUACUAGAAUUGCCAUCCCCAGUCAAACCAGCCACUGAGUCAGACUAAAGGAUUUCAGGCAAAGAACAUAGCAUCACCCAUUCUUAAUCAUCUCAAGGAAAAAUUGAUAAACUGAAUAAUCUAAGCAACCCCUAUAAAUUAAAGAAUUUGAUUGGUUCUAGAUUUCAAUAGAUCCUGGACAUAGCCCAACUUAGUGCAUCUUCAACUCCCAGGAAUGCUGAUCUAGGUAAAUCUAUCAGAAGAUAAAAAACAAUUUCAAUAAAGAAAGAGCACAAGGAAUUUCAAAAAGAACCAUAGUAACAACUCUCAAUUCCUGAAAUUCAAUAAAUACAACCCUGUAAAGAGCAGGAUCCAUAAACUUCGGAAAGAAGAAGAAGUGGUAUGGUAGUUAGCUCACCUGAUGCAGCAUCACAAAUUAGUUAAGCCAUCUAAAAGUCUAGUCUUGUUGAGAGUGUUCCUGCCAAAUCAUAGAUAAUAAUUGCAAUACCAUAAUCAGUUUAAUAGCAGGCAUAACCAUCGCAAUAGCAAAAUCCAUCAAUCAAUGUCAAAAGGCCUUAGAGAAGGAAUCUAUUAACAUUAAGGACUGCGACUACUUUUUUCAUGGAGUAAUCCAACGCUUACAUUCCAAAAUUCCAAUUCUCAUUGUGCUAUCACAGUAGGACAAUUCUAUGGCAAUGUGGUUUGUAAGUAACAUCAUCUGAGAACAUUCUUAUUGGAUUCUAGGAUACAACAAAUAAUAAAAUUGUAUACAGGGCAAAGCUGUAAAACAUACAAAUUGGAAAUACUAAGAAUUGGGCUCAAAUCAUUGAAGCCUUUGUGAACGAAUAUCAAUUAUAAACAUCUCAGUGUCUACCUUAUUUAAGCUAUAACUCAAUAAUGAGUGAUAAGAAAAGCGAUAAUUAUAACUUUAUCAAGUUUCCAGACUACCAAUUUGAACUCGCUAAGAAUGAAAUAGAACAAAUGGGAAUUUUGAAAGAUUUAUUUAGAUGGAUGUAUACAACUUAUUUAUAUGAAUAAAUCAAUAUCACAGGGAUUAGGUUAAAAUUGUACACAGUAGAGAAGGACAAAACUCUGAAUGCGUAUAGAGAAUUGAUUAAUGUUUUAAAUCUUUACAGAAGAAUGAUAAUACAGUCAACUCUUUCUGACGAGAAGGAGAAUUUCCACUUACUAGUUUGUAGCUACGGAGGUAUUAUAUUAUUUUUGUAUAAUUCAUAGAGUGUAUAAAGAAUAAUAUUAUACUUCUGAAUAGGAUACUCAACUUUAAGAUCAACAAAUAAAAGGAAUAACAAUAUAUGAUACACAAGCAAUUGGUAAGUCUUAGAAAUUUGAGCAUAACUAAUGAUGAAGACAACAUAUUUUUCAUAAUUAAAGUCAGUAUUAUAUUUUAGAAAGAAAAGUAAUAGUAUAUUAUAAUGAAUUAGUAUCCUGUAUUAUAAGAAAAAUGAUUACCAUACAAAGUAUUAAGUGGAUGUACUAUUUGAGGCAAUCAAUAGUCCAUUAAAGAUCAAACCACUCAGAUUGUAAUUUGAUGCCAUUGAAAAGAUCUUAGAGAAGAGAUAUCACAAUAAUCUAAAAUAGAUCAUAAAUUAAAUAUUGUUCUCUUAAAGGAAAUGUCUGAAUAUGUUCUAUGAAUUUAUAGAUCAAAAAUUGAUGAUUAAUGAAUAAAAGUAGUUAUAGGUUAGAAUGAACAUCUUUUCCUUGCAUGAUGCAUAAAAAAUGGAGGCUUGUGGAAUGAAAUUAGGUUUCCUCAUUGAUUUGCAGACUAAGGUAAAACCAUUUGCCAUUACUGAAAUUGAACGAUACAUCUAUGAUGACACCUAAAAGAAAUUAGAUUAUCAAUCCAAAUCAUAGACUAUCCACAAUAGAGAACAUCUGUUCGAUAAGCAUUUUGCAUAAAUAUUUGGAGAGGAUAUUACGAAUAAUGAAUAACAACAUUUCCAUCAAACUACUCUAAUUGACUUGGUCAAACGAUACUAAUCAAAUAUUAACACUGAAGCAAAACAGGAAAUAGACACAAAGAAGGUUGGUCCCAUAGUAAUUUAUUAAGAAAAUCCAUUUACUGAUGUGCAUAUUGAUGAUUUGGAAAAGUUGGAAUCUCAAUUUUAUAGUAGGAAAAACUUAAAACUCAGCUAAAUUUAAAAGUAUAGAAUCAAAUUAAAACAUCUUGCCAUUCAAAUAUCCAUGGUUCACAAAUAAAUAAUAUUGAUUUACCAUUGCAAUUAACGAUUGUAAAGAUUACAAAUCACCCCUACUGAUGAUGAAGACAACAUUAUAUCUAACAUAGUGUAACUUAUACAAAAUGGCCCUACUUGUUGGAUACUUCAAAUGCUUUACAAGAAAGUAAGCCAAAGAGCCUUAAAGCAAUCUUUCAUUAGCUCAUAAUUAUCUGAUGGAUUUGAAUUAUUGAAAUAUAAAAAAUCAAAAAGCUAAUUAGCUGAGAUACCUUCAUAUAAUGUAUUGCAUUACUAUAUAUUAAACAACUAUAUUGUACUGCUAAAAUAUUUUACUCUUAAAUAAUUUGUUAUAGUUCAGAAGAUUAAAAAUUAUGGAAAAUAUUAGAUAACUAUUAAGGUGUUCUUUAGAUGUCAAAAACCAGACAUUUUGGCUGAGAAUGAUUACUUUUUAAUGAGAAUAGACUUCUAAAACAUCAUGUUAAAGACAGGAAUGAUGAAAAUGAUCUUUAAUAAAUACGACAUCACUGAGAUGUUGAAGAUAGAGAUACCAUAGAAUAUGACCGAUGCAAAUAUUGUUUAAACUGCCAUGAACAUAUUCCAGAAAUGUCACUUAGGAACAUUCACAUUAAGUUAGGUUCCAUUCUUUGCAGUUAAUCAGGAUGAUCAAAGAUAGAAUGAAAGUUAAAUAACACAUAAUUCAUAUGAGGAUCAUUCAACUAAAAUGACAGUUCAAUAAAUCAGAAGAAUCGGAAAUUUCCCUGAAAAUACAACUUUCAAGAAAUCUGAUCUCUGCAAAGGUUUCUUAGAACACUAUAUAAAAAACAGUAGAUUAAUUAUUACUCACAUCAAGAAGUCCUACUUGAUACAUUCAAUAUCAACUGGUUAAUUGAUUAAAAUAUCAAACAAUAAGGUUACUUAAUUGUUAAAUGAUCAAUAAUAGAUGACAGAUUAUGUUAUAAUCUAAAUUUUCAGACACUUAUUACUGGACAUUUGGAUUGUCAAGAUUUAUGUUCCCAAAACAACUAGAUAAAUGUUAGGUUUGUUGAGAUCAGAAGAUUUCAAAGAGAAUGAAGGCAAGGAUUUGAUGGAUAGUCUCAUCAUAUACAAGAAGCAAGCCAUCAUGAGUUUUAAAGAUCUAGAUUCUUUUUCAGAUUUCACACCCAGACAAAGUGUUAAACUGUAAAAGCAAAACCAUCGAUGGAGCUAAUACAAAAUAUCAUAGUCUCAUUCUCCAGCUGUCUCAAGUAUCUAGUUAUAAAAUCAGAUUGGGCAAUCUCCAACCACAUCUUGCUAUCUCAAUGAGUUCCUCUGUCUUACUAAAUUAGUUACUGAUUUUACAGAAUAUCAUUUAGAUAAUGGAAACAAGGAAUAGUACAUUGUUAAGGAAAAAUUAAUUUGGGUCAAUAUUAUCAACAACAAUUUUUCAUUAGAAUAGCAUCCCAAGUAAUAAAAUUGCUUCUUGUCCCUCUUAUUUGAUCAGAAGGAGAUCAAUCUCUAGGAACUACUGUUUUAACGUUACAUUAGAAUUGAAAGAGUUGGUGAAUCUCACAUUGAAUUUUACAUGAAGUAUUCAUAAAAAGCUGAUCAACUCAAGGGCAUUGCACUUCUUAAAGGGAAAAUUAAUCAAUUAAACUUACAUAAUAACAAAUUCCCUGGUAUUAUAAGCGAAGCGAAAUUGAAUGAAGAAUAGAUUAAAUUCUUAAAACGUACAUGUAUAUUCUUCCCUUUUGAUGCCAUCAGCUAUGCUAAUACAUCCAAUUUCAAUAUUGAAUUGAAGUAUUUCUCAUAUAAUAAAUUUACAGAAGUCAAAGAGCAAAUCAAUUUAAGGGAAUUACUCAAUUUGUAUAUAGCAGAUGGCUUUUAUAAAUAUCAAACUAACUAUAUGAAUUCUAAACUCAAUCAUUCAGAUAUUAUCAGUAUAUGCUAUUAUAUGAUACAUAAAAUUAAAACGCAAAACUUUUUAAAUUUAAGUCAAUAUCAUACAAUUCCAAAUUUAAACUAAUUAAAAACUCUGAAAUAAUCUAAUAAAAUAUAAAAACCAAUCAGAUUAUAAAUCAAGACCUUCAAAAAACCAUACAUUUUUAUAAUCUCAUUACUAUACAAUGAAGUUUAAGUUACUUGUAUAAAUUGGAAAACUUGCCAUCAAAUAAAUGAUGUAUUUUAGUUUAGUUACCUUAAUGAGCAUAUAAUGCAUUUCGAGCUUUUACUCGAAAACUAACCUAAAAUAGCAUUACAAAAGGUAGAAAAAAUAAUUGAUAAAAUAAUGAAUAUUAUAUUAAUAAAAUGA